Molecule: messenger RNA, 1273 nt
Organism: Salvelinus fontinalis (brook trout)
Lineage: Eukaryota; Metazoa; Chordata; Actinopteri; Salmoniformes; Salmonidae
Product: NACHT, LRR and PYD domains-containing protein 12-like
Exons: 3
Coding region: 5-1273 (422 amino acids)
Molecular function (GO): protein binding
Source: RefSeq, a predicted model, not a curated record
ACACAUGCUGAAACACAAGAGAGAAGAGAUGCCCAAGACUCUGACUGAGAUGUACACACACCUUGUGGUGUUUCAUACCAAAUGGAAGAAUGAAAAGUAUCUUGGGAAAGAGACAGGUCCACACUGGAAUAAAGAGAGCAUUCUGUCACUGGGAAAAUUGGCUUUUCAACAGCUUGUGAAUGGCAAUCUGAUUUUCUAUGAAGAAGACCUGAAAGAGGCUGGCAUUGAUGUCAAUGAAGCCUCAGUGUACUCAGGAUUGUGCACACAGCUCUUUAAAGAGGAAUGUGGGCUGUACCAGGACAAGGUGUACUGCUUCGUGCAUCUGAGCAUUCAGGAGUUUCUGGCUGCUGUAUAUGUGCUCAUCUCAUACAUCAACAACAAUGAGAAUCUAAUGGCCAAACCGCAAUCAAUGUUCAGCUACUUUUUUGCUCUGUUCAGAUACGAGCCUGAAGUUCCUCUCUACAAGAGUGCUGUGGAUAAAGCCUUACAAAGUGAGACUGGAAACCUGGACCUUUUCCUCCGCUUCCUUCUGGGCCUCUCACUGGAGUCCAAUCAGAAGCACUUACGAGGUCUACUGACAACGACAAGAAGCAGCUCACAGAGUCAUGAAGAAACAGUCAAGUACAUCAAGGACAAGAUCAGGGAGAAUCCCUCUCCAGAGAGGUGCAUCAAUCUGUUCCACUGUCUGAAUGAACUGAAUGACCAUUCUCUAGUGGAGGAGAUCCAAAGAUACCUGAUAUCAGGAAGUGUCUCCAGUGAAGAACUCUCACCUGCACAAUGGUCAGCUCUGGUCUUUGUGUUGCUGACAUCAGAAAAGGAGCUGGAAGUGUUUGACCUGAAGAAAUACUCCAGAUCAGAGGAAGGUCUUCUGAGGCUGCUGCCAGUGGUCAAAGCCUCCAGAGCUGCUCUGCUGUCAGGCUGUGGAGUCAAAGAGAAAGGCUGUGCUUCUCUGGUCUCAGCUCUGAAGUCAAACUCCUCACACCUGAGAGAGCUGGAUCUGAGUAACAAUGACCUGAAGGAUUCAGGAGUGAAGCUUCUCUCUGCUGGACUUGGGAAUCCUCGCUGUAAAGUGGAGACUCUGAGGCUGUCACGCUGUCUAGUCACAGAGGAAGGCUGUGCUUCUCUGGUCUCAGCUCUGAAGUCAAACCCCUCACACCUGAGAGAGCUGGAUCUGAGUGACAAUGACCUGAAGUAUUCAGGAGUGAAGCUGCUCUCUGCUGUACUGGGGAAUCCCCGCUGUAAACUGGAGACUCUGAGGUCAGUAUUCCUGUAG